This is a messenger RNA of Dentiscutata erythropus, 722 nucleotides long. The record is from the annotation of a GenBank genome assembly. Lineage: Eukaryota; Fungi; Glomeromycota; Glomeromycetes; Diversisporales; Gigasporaceae.
UGCAAGUUCAAGAAAGUUGUACUGUUGCAAUUGGUAAAUUCAAGCCAUGGUGGCAAGUCCAAGUUGAAACUAAUAGAAUUAGAGUUGAGAAUGGAGGAAACAAAUUACCUGGUGAUGUUGAAGAAAAUUGUGGAAACAGUGGGCACUUGGCUUGUUUGUGUCCGUUUAUGAAAGAUCAAGAUCAUGAUUUAAGUUUGAAUAAUAAGUUGAUUAAAUUAUGUUAUGUUGAUGAUGAAUUUGCAGAAACAUUAAUUAGAGUUAGUUUAAAUAUAAAUAAAAUAAGUGUGAAGUAUGCUAAAAGAGUUAGAUUUAUCUGGAAACGUCUAAAUAAGAGAAACAAUAGUCAUAUAGAUGAUGGUUGUAUUGGAUUUAUUCAUAGUGUUGAAGUUGUCAUUAACGAUAUGAAGUUUUUUCAAAAAUUCUAUGUAAUAAAAGAUUUGUCUGUUGAUGUGGUUUUUGGAAUGCUAUGGUUUGUAGCAUUUAGAUAUAGAUGUGAAUCAAUGAAGAAUAGUGACAAUAAUAUUGAUUUUGUAAGAAUAGAGAAUAGAAAUGUUGAAGACCCAAAAGGCCAAGAACGUGAGUUCAAUGAUGUUGUGGAUGUUAGAUGUAUAGAUUUUAAUAAAUCAAAUCAAGCAAAUGAGAUAAAAAUAGAGUACAAAUCUGUGGUAUUUGAUGAUGAUAAAACAAAGAGCAAAAUUAAUAGGUCCUACGAAGAUAUGUAA